AUGCCAGCAAUGAAGUUACCCCAUCAGUAUAAUUGAAUAUUAUGUUUAUAGAGCAGAGCAUAAAUAAUUAAAUUACUUCAAGAUACUUCUCCUAAACAGAAAAUUAAUGUUUCAAGAGCAAAAAUGGUAACUCAAACAGUUGAUUAAGAUACAAGCAUAAAGCCAAAAUACCAUAAUAAUAAAUGGUUAAAGCUAAGCAACAUUAGUGAAUAAUCUUUCCAAUGAAUGUGAGAUGUAAGAUUACGUGUAAUUGUUCUUUUCAAAGUAUCACAGUUAUAAAUUAAGGUCUCAAGCUGGUUAAAAUGUAAAUGGUCAAACUAAAACCAAUUAAAAUAGUGUUAUAAUUAUUAAUAAUUUAGGCGAAUCAAAAACAGAUACAUUUUCUCAGUUUGUGAUGGACAUGGAGUCUACGGGUACUAUGUUUCUUAAUUAGUCAAAAAAGUACUUCCAACAACUAUUGAUCAAUCGAUAAAAACUUUUAUUGGAAAAUAAGAAUAAGAUUUUAUGUGAAGCUUACGAAUCUGAAAUACAAAGGUUUUGAAAUA
Paramecium octaurelia is the source of this 545-nucleotide messenger RNA. The record is from the annotation of a GenBank genome assembly. Lineage: Eukaryota; Ciliophora; Oligohymenophorea; Peniculida; Parameciidae.